Molecule: messenger RNA, 8483 nt
Organism: Elgaria multicarinata webbii
Lineage: Eukaryota; Metazoa; Chordata; Lepidosauria; Squamata; Anguidae
Gene: PCDH1
Product: protocadherin 1
Exons: 5
Coding region: 541-4134 (1197 amino acids)
Biological process (GO): multicellular organism development; cell morphogenesis; homophilic cell-cell adhesion
Cellular component (GO): plasma membrane; adherens junction; catenin complex
Molecular function (GO): cadherin binding; calcium ion binding
Source: RefSeq, a predicted model, not a curated record
GCGACUUUCGAGGGGGAGGGAAUCGAAAUGGUUAUGCCUUGGCCCCGGGGCAGGGUUUGCCAAGGUCAGCCUCACUUAUGGAAAUGCGGGGGUUGGGAGGCAGACAGCGCGUCAUUUAGAUCCAAGAGGCUCACGGAAAGAGGGAAGGCAGGCAGGCAGGCAGGCAGGCAGGCAGGCCUCGCGCUCCACACCUUCAGCCGUUUCAGUGGUUUGGGGAGAAGGCCUCGCGUGCCCCUAGCGGUGGUGCCGUCUGUCUCGAGCGCCCACUGCGCUAGUGCUUGCAGAGCAGAGCGGUCUUCCUCCUCCUCCUCCUCCUGCUGCUGCUGCUGCUGCCGCCGCCGCCGCCGAGAGCUCUAUGUCGGUGGGUGCAAGCGCGCGACCCCGUGGCUCGGGCAGCACCUGACAGUAAACUGCUUGCCAGCCAGGCAAGGAGCGCGCAGAGAGCGCUGCAAAUUUCCCUGCUGCUGCUGCUGGUUUCUCGACAAGAGCGGAGCCAGCAAACGCGGAGCUGCUGAUCCCUGAGCUCCACCACACUUCAGAAUGCAGCAGCUGGCUUCCUGCCUGGGCUUGUGGCUCUUCCUCCAGCUUCCCUGCCUGGGCUCUGGGACACGUGUAGUCUACAAGGUACAGGAGGAGCAGCCACCCAACACACUCAUUGGAAGCCUGGCAGCGGACUAUGGCUUCCCAGAUGUGGGGCACCUGUAUAAACUGGAGGUGGGUUUCCCCUACUUGCGUGUGGAUGGCAAGACCGGUGACAUCUAUACAACAGAGACUUCCAUUGACCGGGAGAGCCUGAGAGAAUGCCAGCAGCUGUUUCCAGGGGAGCCUUGUUUUCUGGAGUUUGAGGUUUCUAUCACGGACCUGAUGAACAACAGCCCACGUCUGCUGGAGGGGCAGAUCGAGGUGCUUGACAUCAAUGACAAUACACCCAACUUUGCCUCUCCUGUCAUCACUCUAGCCAUUCCUGAAAACACUAAUAUAGGAGCACUCUUCCCCAUCCCCUUGGCCAUGGACCGUGAUGCUGGUGCCAAUGGUGUAUCUUCCUAUGAGCUCAUGCCCGGUUCAGAUGCCCAGAAACUUUUUGGCUUGCAGGUGGCAGAGGACCAAGAUGAGAAACAGCCACAGCUGAUUGUGAUGGGAAACCUCGACCGGGAACAAUCAGAGUCGUAUGAUUUAACCAUCAAAGUACAGGAUGGAGGUAGCCCACCACGUGCUAGCAGUGCCCUCCUACGCAUCACCAUCCUAGACAUGAAUGACAAUGCACCCAAGUUUGAGAAGCCGCUUUAUGAGGCUGAACUCUCAGAGAAUAGUCCGAUGGGACACUCUGUAUUGCAGGUGAAGGCCAAUGAUUCUGACCAAGGUGCUAAUGCUGAGAUCGACUACUCUUUCCAUCAAGCUUCAGAUGUGGUUCGCAGGCUACUGCGCUUGGACAGAGCCACUGGACUCAUCACUGUGCAGGGUCCUGUUGACCGUGAGGACAUCAAUGUGCUGAAGUUCUCCGUGCUGGCCAAGGACAAGGGGGCCAACCCCAAAACUGCCCGUGCCCAAGUGGUGAUAAGUGUCAGGGAUAUGAAUGACAAUGCUCCAUCCAUUGAAAUUCGUGGUAUUGGCUUGGUUACCCACCAGGAUGGCAUGGCCAAUAUCUCAGAAGAUGUGUCAGUUGAGACACCUGUUGCUCUGGUACAGGUGUCUGAUCGGGAUGAGGGUGAGAAUGCUGUUGUGACCUGUGUGGUGGCUGGUGAUGUACCCUUUCAGUUGCGACAAGCCAGUGACACUGGGAGUGAUAGCAAAAAGAAGUAUUUUCUGCAGACCACAACACCACUAGACUAUGAGGCAGUGAAAGAAUACACUAUUGAAAUUGUGGCUGUGGAUUCUGGCAACCCACCCCUGUCCAGCACCAACUCUCUCAAGGUACAAGUGGUGGAUGUCAAUGACAAUGAUCCAGUUUUCAGUCAGAGCUCAACAGAAGUGGCCUUUCCUGAAAAUAAUUCCCCAGAUGACUUGGUGAUGGAAGUGAGUGCUACUGAUGCAGACAGUGGGUCCAAUGCUAAGCUGGUAUAUUCAUUAGUGACAGAGCCUUUAUCCAAAGGCAUAUUCUCAAUUGAUCCAGAUUCUGGUGAAAUUCGGGUGAAGACUGUGCUGGAUCGGGAGCAGAGAGAGCGUUAUGAAUUCUUGGUGGUUGCAGCUGAUAAGGGUAGCCCUAUCCGCAAGGGAACCGCCUCAGUCACCAUCAAUGUCAUGGACCGCAAUGACAAUGACCCAAAGUUUAUGCUAAGUGGCUACAACUUCUCUGUCAUGGAAAAUAUGCCACCCUUGAGUCCAGUGGGCAUGGUGACAGUGAUUGAUGCUGACAAAGGGGAGAAUGCCCUCAUUCAUCUCUCAGUGGAGCAGGACAAUGGUGACUUUGUCAUCCAGAAUGGUACUGGCACUAUCCUCUCCAGCAUCUCCUUUGAUCGUGAGCGGCAGAGUACUUAUACUUUCCGGCUUAAAGCUGUGGACGGUGGUGACCCACCCAGAUCUGCUUAUGUGGGGGUGACCAUCAAUGUGCUAGAUGAGAAUGACAAUGCGCCUGUCAUCAUCUCUCCAUCCAAUGGCUCCUAUAAACAUAUUCUACCCCAUACUAGUCCUGGGCAACAGGUCAUGAGUGUCGGAGCUGAAGAUAUUGACACUGGGAUCAAUGCUGAGCUGCAAUACAGCAUCACUGGUGGAAACCCCUUUGAACUCUUCAAGAUUUCACUUCAGAAUGGAAACAUCACACUAGAAAAGGAGAUCCUUCGUAAGCACCAUGGGCUUCAUCGCCUGGUUGUGCGUGUAAAUGACAAGGGCAAGCCUUCUCGCCAUGGCACAGCUUUAGUCCAUUUCUAUGUCAAUGAGACUUUGGUUAACCGCACUCUACUGGAGAUACUAGUGGGACAUAGUUUGGACACACCCAUUGACAUUGACAUUGCUGGUGACCCUGAGUAUGAGCGUAGCAAGCAACGCAGCAAUAUCCUCUUUGGUGUCAUUGCAGGCAUAGUAGCUGUCACCCUGGUUAUUGUGCUUGUAGUGCUGGUGCGCUACUGCCGUCAGAAGGAAGCCAAGAGUGGCUACCAGGCUGGCAAGAAGGAAACCAAGGACUUGUAUGCUCCCAAGCAAGGGAGCAAAGGGAGCAAAGCCAAGAGCAAGAUGAAAAAGAGCAAAUCCCCCAAGCCACCCAAACCAGCUGAGGAUGAGGAAGAAACCAGCCUGCAGAAAUCCCUUAAAUUUAACCUUAUGAGUGAUUCAGUCAGUGACAGCCCUCGCAUACACCUGCCCCUUAAUUAUCCACCUGGCAGCCCUGACCUGGGUCGCCACUACCGCUCCAACUCUCCUCUGCCUUCCAUCCAGCUCCAGCCCCAAUCGCCAUCUGCCUCCAAGAAACACCAGGUUGUGCAGGACCUACCAGCCACCAAUACGUUUGUGGGCACUGGGGACAGCAAUUCUACGGGCUCAGAGCAGUAUUCAGACUACAGCUACCGCACCAACCCUCAGAAAUACACCAAUAAACAGUUACCUCAUCGCCGAGUGACAUUCUCUGCAGCCAAUCAAGCUCAAGAUCUGCAGGAUCCCUCUCAACACAGUUACUAUGACAGUGGUCUUGAGGAGUCAGAAACACCAAGCAGCAAAUCUUCAUCAGGACCUCGCAUUGGACCCUUGGCUCUGCCUGAGGAUCACUAUGAGCGCACCACACCUGAUGGCAGCAUUGGAGAGAUGGAGCACCCUGAGAAUGAUCUCCGGCCUUUGCCUGACGUAGCCAUGACAGGGACCUGCACCCGGGAAUGCACAGAGUUUGGUCACUCUGACACCUGCUGGAUGCCAGGUCAGUCCUCUCCAAGCCGACGGCCCAAGAAUGCCCUCAAACUCUCUACAUUUGUGCCUUAUCAAGACAGAGGGAGUCAAGAGCAAGUUGGGAAUGGCAGCCCCAAACUCUCAGAAGAGCGAAACACCAAAAUGGCUAACCUCCGUCUGCUCCCCACAUACAGUGCCUUCUCCAACAGUAGCCAUGAGUCCUGCAAGGACUCUCCCAUGGAGGAAAUCCCUCUCACCCAGACCUCGGACUUCCAGACAGUCACCACACCAUCAUCCCAAACUGCCAAGCGGGAGAUCUACCUGUGAGACUGAGAGGACCAUGGAAGUACCUGAAAAACACCACUGAGUGUCUGGAACUCGAAGAAUAAAAAGAAGGGACUUUUUCAAACUGUGAUGCUAUAUCACUCGCAUUGGCGGUUCUGUGCCUGCCAGGUGAGGAUGCCUUGCCCAGGCUCUGGGCACAGGAACACUUUUGUACACUCAUUGCUCCCAGGGCAAGAGGACUGACACCAAUCUGAAUUACCAAGCUCUUGAUAAAGUGGUCCCUAGAUGUCUGGAAAGAGGGGGAAAGGAACCUAUUGAAGAGGGCUUGGCCUCAUGGCUUCAGGGGCGGGGGUGGGGGGAAGGGUUUAGUUACCAAAGGUCCACACAGACUUGGUGGAGUCCCUUGGGCACAGGGCUGAGGGCACCUGGCAUAGGUACAGGGGAGGAAAGCUGCCUCUCUUAUUACUGUAGACUCCUGUAAAUAUGAAUCUUAGGAAUGACAUUUGCGUCCUGCCUGAUCAAAAGUUUUAUUGUCCUUGAAACAAAAAGACAUUGAAUCAAUCAAAACAAAACCACAGGGAGCAAUUUCCAGCUUGAAUCUUUCACCACACAGAAGAGCACAUGGGCGCAAGCACUUCCAACCAGCCCAGCAUUGCCUUUCACAGUAUAAAUAAGGAUGAGGUACUGGUUUGUGAGGGGAGAGCUUUGGCCAGUCAGCUGGAUUGGGAAGGAGGGCAUUACACAGCUUUUAAAUCCUAAUCUCUUUCCGGACUUCAGCAACUCUUCUCCUCAGGUGUGGGGGAAUCCUAGAGCUGGUAGCUGUGGCUUUGUGCUGGUCCUCCUUUGCCCAUUUCCCAUGGGAGGUGGAGCUGGGCCAAUAAGAAAGAUGGAAGAGACUUCAGUUCUUCAGGUGGUACAACCCCCUCAUUUCCCAAUAUCUCUUCUGCUUCACCUGAGAUAGGGAAUUCCCAUGGGGUCAUUGGGCCCCAGCACCAUGAUUCUGGCCUUUGAUUUGUCUGCCUGUAAGCCACCAUUGCCUUUGUGAAAUGGAGCUCUGACUCAGGGUCACACUGGAGGCCACAGGGCCUCCGUAUGCUGGAGUCAUCCUCUCUCCCUAUACCUUUAGACCACAGGGCCAGCUUCAAGGGCUCCAAUUUUCUCUUUCCAGUGCAACAGGUUUAGCCACAUACUACCAAACUGUAGGAGCCCUGUUGUGCUGUUGCAGUUACAGCAGGGGCCCAUAAAGAACAGUGGAACUACCUUUGCAUGAUUGACCCCCAACAGUGAGUGCCCUCAAAAGAGCAGCCCUGAUUGGGAAAGGGAGAAUGCAUCUUCUUCCAGCCAUCUCGUAGGCUGCUUUAGUGACUUGGUCCAUAAGUCACUCUUUGCUGUCCUGAUUUUGUUGGGCCUGCCUGAGUCCAUGUAGCCUAGUGCUCAUGGCAAUCUCUUCCCAUCAACUUCCCUGCCUGCCAGCCAGUGUUUGUUGGACUUCAUUCCAAUGCACAUGGCUAUGGAGGGUACAAGUUCACUGGUACACUUUCCGGCUAUGAACCUCUACCCUCUUGAUCAACUGAUACUUUGGGCCCCAGUGUUGUUCUCUUACUACUUGUAUGCCUUGGCUUGGCUCUUCUAAUGCCCAUAGGACCUGCCCCCCUUUCCAUACGUUGCCAUGGGUCACAGAUGUGUUCCUCUUUGCUGUGUUGCAGAAGGCAGACUGGCCAUCACCCUUCCUUGCUGUGUCUCUGUUCAACGUUCUGAUUUGAGUGGAUCUAGGAAGGAGAGAUGGGGAGAGAGGCAGCUUGUGGCAUAUGCAGGCAAACCUCUUCUUAUAUUUUGGGGGUACAUUGUGCAUGUGUGUGUCAGGGCUGACAGUGUGGAGACAAGUUGGUAGUCUGGUCAGGAAGCAAGUUCCUCAGACCAAGGAGCCAAGCCAGACUCCGAAGCUUUACAGGAUCUUGUGGAAUCUUGAUUGUCUCCUUUCUGUCAUCUGCUCCCUGCUAAGCACAUUGUUACAACAUCACCUUUUACUUAUUAUUUGUGAGUUAUGCAGUGGUGACACUGAAGCAGACCAGCAAUUCCUUCCUGUGGCAAACUGCCACAUGUUAUAGAGCACUAGGUGACUGGAUUCCAGUAUCAGAGUCCCCAGUUUGAGAUCUCUGGUGACUUACAGUGCGCACGAGAGUAAAGGACUUUUACUUAGGGAUACCUUGAGUGUUUGUUUGAGUCCACAAGGACAGCAGCCACCAUUACCAUGCCCAGGGGAAUUGCACACUUUCUGGAGGCUCCAGAAAGUGUGCUUUCCUUAAAGGCCCAGUUGGAACGGGGGGGGGGGGCAGGAAAGCAUGCUUUCCAGAGCCUCCAGAAAGUGUGCAAUUCUCCCAACCAUGCUCUGAAAAGCAUACAUCAUCGUCCCCCUGAGCCAACGGGGGAGGGAAAGGUGCAAUUUCCCAUGUGUCCAGAAAUUGUGCAUUUCCCCCCUCUACACUAAUGGUGAGUGAUUGCUGCCAUUAGCGCAAAGGAGGGAAAAGGACGAGUGGUUGCCAAGGGUCUGGGGGCUUGUGGGUCUCCGGAGCACUCAGCAGGGGCUCACACAGCCGAGCUCAUUGGAGCAGACCAUGGCCACAGGAGCGUGCAAGCACUCGCAGGGCAGACCAUGCCUGGUCCGUAAAACCCUACUUUUACACUUCUGUUCCCUAUGCUCCCCAAGACUCAGGGCUAAUUUAGCAGCAAGUCCUGAAAUGGCUAGUUCUCUCCAUAUUCACUCAGUUGGUAGUAGGCACUAUGACUAAAUCACUCUGCCCAGGGACGAAAUGUACUUCAGCCACUCGGUCCAAAUCAAACGCUGUCCUAUGACACUUUAAAGUGCCACCGUAAGGUAUGGAGGGGGGCAGGACCCUCCUCCCGGUCUCUUCUUUGUAAUUAUGUCCCUGCUGUGAAAGGCAUAGGUAGAAGCCAGGCUCCCUGAUAAGGAGAUAUCUGAGGUUCCCAGGUAAGGUUAUCAGCUUUUGUUUUUAAUAAAAUGGCCUAUGGAAAUGGCCACUAAAAUAGGAUGAUCCAUAAGCUGACCUCCUCAGUCAAAAAUAGAGUAAGUGGCAACUUUAUUCCUAGGCGCACUAGCCCAUGUCUGUCCCUUGCCAAUGGGCGUUAUAAGUCUGGCCUCAUCCAAGAGUAGUUUCCAGCCUUGGGCACACUUGUCAUGGGGCCCCUUGGAACAAAAUGUGUGCUAGCCUAAGGCCAAUGAAUUGAGCGUCGAUUAUAGAUUGUGUUAAUCCACUGUUGUCUAUCAGAUAAUAUCUGACAUCUUGAGAAGGAGCAAUCUGCAGCGUCUUCCCCCUUGCUUUAUCCUGGGGUAUGUGGUGGGGAAGAACUGGUUGCUAAAGGAGAGAUGAAAAAGAAAGAGGCUGUAGUACUUGGUCCCCAACAGGAAAACCAAGGCAUUGCUGCCUCUUGUGUGCAGGAGAAGCUGUGAUGUUAUUUUGGUUGGUAGGUGGAAUCUGAUCAUUGCAGCAGUGGUGCCACUGAGAUUGGCUCUUGGUGUAAGCCUACGCGGCAGGGUCUUGCUAUUUACUGUGUUAUCUGUACAGCACCAUGUACAUUGAUGGUGCUAUAUAAAUAAAUAAUAAUAAUAAUAAUAAUAAUAAUGGUGAGGAAAACUGAAGUUGCCACAGAAUGGGGAGAUGCCACAGGAGUGGGCACGGUAAUAUAUGACCAGAGGCCAAUAUAUGACCAGGGGUAGCUCAAUUUGCACAAUUCAAAGCCAGGAGAGAUCCUACGUUGGCAGGGAUAGGGCGGGGGAUGGGAAGGAAGAAGGGUGCUCCAUGGGUCUUGACCUAGACAAGCACAUUGACGGGCAAUGGGGGACACUGCACUAGGAUAAACCAGGGGUAAAACCAAAGGUGGGAGGCCAGGCACAGGCCAGCUGUGUAAGAUGAAGCCAAGCAACCCCUUUGUAGCUCUUCGUGUUGGUUCUAUUUAUACGAGAUUUCAGUUCCUUGCUUGUGAUGCCUUGUUUUUUGUACAGUUUUAUGUACAUGCAGGUGUAGCUUUUUCUAAAAGGAGAAAUCCAAUGGCAGAGUAAAGAGUGCCCAACUAUUUUUCAGAUGGUGACCUAUGUUUAGGUACUGCCUCUCUCUCUUGCUAAAGUUGUAUUGCUCUCAAUGUGAUGCGUUUCCCUUGCACUGGGAAAGCUUUGGUUCUGGGGCUUAGUUCUCCCCAUGCACCAUGAGCACAAUUUAUUCCUUUGUAAUCCUUUUUGUUUGGAGCCGUGAGCAUGACACCUCGUGAGCCCUUUUCUGUUUUCUUCCAUUCUGUUUGUUUGCUGAGCUGUUGGAUGACAAAUUCCAUUGUAAUUAGCCCUCCCAAAGCUUUACAAUAAAAGUGUGAAAACCUUC